Molecule: messenger RNA, 621 nt
Organism: Capsicum annuum
Lineage: Eukaryota; Viridiplantae; Streptophyta; Magnoliopsida; Solanales; Solanaceae
Product: receptor-like kinase LIP2
Biological process (GO): protein phosphorylation
Molecular function (GO): protein kinase activity; ATP binding
Source: RefSeq, a predicted model, not a curated record
UUUGGACUUCUCAAUUGGGACAGACGUAGUUGGUGGGGUGAAGAUUUGCAGCUAUUCCGAGUUGCAACAGAUAACGGAUUUCAGAGAUGAGAGCUUGAUCAAGAAGACUCUUUCGGGAAGAUUGUUCCAUGGCACGAUUGGUCAAGGAUCUGAACAGCGAUCAGUAAUUGUCAAGACAUGGGAUUUUCACCUUCCUUUCAAAAUAGGACAAUAUCAACUUACAUAUGAUUUUUGUGACCAGAUUGAGUUCUUCACGAACAAAAAUGCAAAUACGCAUCUAAAAUUGGCCGAGUGGUGUACAUUCUGUUGCGACACAAGGCUUGCAGCUGUCUAUGACGAAAAGUUUGAUGAGAAUAUUACCAGAUUGUUGUCUGAUGUGAUUCUGGAAGAUGACUUUGGGUGGGACGACAGGACGAAAGUGGCAAUUCAACUUCCACAACUCUUAGUAUGGCUGCAUGAAAAGGGUAUUAUAAUCGGCACUGUUACUGCAUCAUGCAUUAUGAUUGAAGAUAAGGAAAUGAAUAUAAAAGUAUUUGAUUUUGGUUCCGUCUCUGAUCAUAUGCAUAAGGGUGUUAAAGUUCCUGGCAAGUGUCAUAGUGGCUGGGAAGCUCCAGAUCAAGG